UUAAUCCAGAACAACUACCUGAGACAAGGCCAAAGCGGAAAAAACAGAUAGCAGGAAUAGAUCAAGAUGAAUUACAAGAUCCAGCUCUUCUAGCAGAUCCUGAUAGUUGCUUUUGCGAGUUUAAAGGAGUACAGAUACACCACAAGAUAUAUGAUUCAGAAUCACUUGCUACAAACUUGUCAGAAGAAGGGGAUAGUUCUCGAUCUCCUAAUGCCAAUAAAAGAGUGAACAUUCCCAUGAUAUUGUUACAUGGAUUUGGUGCCUCUAUUUAUUCAUGGAAUCGAGUUAUGAAGCCAUUGGCACAGGUCACAGGAUCAAAAGUUUUGGCCUUUGACAGACCAGCCUUUGGGUUGACUUCAAGGCUGAAUCAUGUCAACGAUUCAUCUCAGGGAAGUGAAGACACCAGACCCUUUAAUCCUUACUCUAUGGUAUUUUCCGUGCUGGCCGCUCUAUACUUCAUUGACUUCUUAGCAACUGAGAAGGCAAUUCUAGUGGGACACUCAGCUGGUUCCCUUGUAGCAGUUGAAGCAUAUUUUGAAGCACCUGAGCGGGUUGCUGCCGUUAUACUUGUUGCGCCAGCAAUUCUAGCACCCCUGAAUUCAUGCCCUGUAGCUAAGGACAAUCCAAGUGGAAAAAGUAACCAGACUGAAGGCGAUGACUUGGAAGUGAACUCUAAAGGGAAUUGGUUUACCACGGUUGUCAGCAUUUUGUCAAAGUUAUCCCAAUAUCUUGGACAAGCAAUAAUGCAAUUGGUGAAAGGGAUGGGAGACAUGAUAAAUUCUUUAUAUAAGAAAACUUUAUCUGCGUUCUUGCGUUCUACCAUUGGUAUUAUGUUGGUAUGUACUCUAUUUUGGAUCUUCCAAUCUAUUUGUUGAACCUAAAUUUUAUUUCUCAAAAUUGACAUCUUGAAGCUUUGUGAAAGCAAAAUUAGGUCUAUAUACUUCAUUUUUUCAAUUUCGAAAAAGGUUUUUAAAUGAGAAAUCCUCCCUGCCAUUUUGAAGGAAGAUGGCAGUCAAACAAGAAGGGGAUGCUAAUUCAGUUUUCACUAAUAAUACUAACAAAGAACAGAAUAAUAAA
Nicotiana tabacum (common tobacco) is the source of this 1077-nucleotide messenger RNA. Lineage: Eukaryota; Viridiplantae; Streptophyta; Magnoliopsida; Solanales; Solanaceae. The record is from RefSeq and is a predicted model, not a curated record.